AUGCCGCGCAUCAAGGUGCUGUACUUCGCGCGCGCGAGGGAAGUCACCGGCGGACUCGCGGACGAGACGCACGACCUUCCCGACGACGAGUGCCACACGGACGCGCUGAGACUCGCGCUCGUGGCGAAGCACCCGGGGUUGGAGAGCGUCCUCAGGACCGCGGUGUUCGCGGUGAACCAGGAGUACUCGGACGGACGCGUGAGCUUGAGCGAGCGGGACGAGGUCGCGGUGAUACCGCCGAUAAGCGGCGGGUGA
Messenger RNA from Micromonas pusilla CCMP1545, 255 nucleotides. RefSeq names its product molybdopterin synthase, small subunit CNX7 (gene CNX7). Lineage: Eukaryota; Viridiplantae; Chlorophyta; Mamiellophyceae; Mamiellales; Mamiellaceae. Gene Ontology annotation, biological process: Mo-molybdopterin cofactor biosynthetic process. The transcript has a single exon. Gene Ontology annotation, cellular component: cytosol. The record is from RefSeq and is a predicted model, not a curated record. Bases 1 to 255 code for a protein of 84 amino acids.